Messenger RNA from Phyllotreta striolata, 3311 nucleotides. NCBI's taxonomy places the organism in Eukaryota, Metazoa, Arthropoda, Insecta, Coleoptera, Chrysomelidae. The record is from the annotation of a GenBank genome assembly.
GGUGGAACGCGCGCGUCCCGACGCCCGGCUGGAUACGCUUAACGCACGCGAUAUAUACCUGCGCCCAGAGCGAAGUCGCCGCGAAGUUCGUGAAGUUGUGAGUUUGCACUUUGCACGAGUUUCAGAUUGAUGGUGGAGAAGAUGCGUCUGGUGCUCCUGUUGACGAUUCUCUGCCUGCACGAGGCGUCCUUGAAGGACAUCCGUUCGAGGAACAAAUCGAAGCAGAAACCGGCGAGACCCAGGGACAUGUGCACGCUGGAACCCACCGACUCGAACAACGUCCGGUGCUUCUGCACCAAAGACAAAUACCACCAAGCCCAAUCGGCCGAAUGCUGGAUAUUCGGCCCCGUCACCAAAGACAGCUUCAUCUGGCGAUUGAUAGUCGAAACGCAACCGUACCUCGCGGAAUUCGCGAUGAUAGCGAGCAACCAAGGCGAGCUGCGCGGCCUCCCGCCCGACUUCCUCCACAAGCUGCUCUUCCUGAAGAACUUCACCGUGUCGUACGCGCUGCUGGAGCGGCUCGACCGCUUCGCCUUCGGCAAUUCCACGUCGAUUCAACGGCUGAUUCUCGCUAAGAACCAGAUCGAGCGGCUGGAGGAGCUGUCGAUGGCGAAUCUGCUGUCGCUGAGAGAGCUCGAUUUGAAGGAGAACCGGAUUCGCUCGGUGCCGGCGAGCGUGUUUCGUAACGUGCCCGAACUCAAAUACGUUCGAUUGAAUAAUAAUAAUAUAUCGAGGAUCGAGGAUAAGGCGUUCGCGGCGCUCGGCAACGCGCUGGAAUUGGAUUUAUCCGAGAACUAUGUUUGCGAUAUAAAUAAUCUGACGUUUUUCGGUCUAUCUAAGCUGAAAGUGAUCGACUUGAGUGCGAAUAAAAUCGUGAAUUUGGCGUCGAGCGUGUUCUCCGAAUUGUGGGAUAUCGAGGAAAUGUACUUGGACGACAACUACAUCGAAUUCAUAUCCAACCGAGCUUUCGACGGGCUGCGGUUCCUAAAAACUUUGAGCUUGGGCAACAACCGGCUCGCUCGAUUUCCGCCCGGCUUGUUCGCCAGCGUUUUUACGCUCGUCAAUUUGGAUUUGAGCAACAAUCGCCUGGAAACGCUCGUCUUCGAUUCCAUCGAGCAAUUCUACAACAAUCUCAUGACCAACGGCACCAUCGAACUCAAAGGGAACAAGUUCAGCUGCGACUGCCGGUUGGACUGGGUGUUCGUCCUGCACGACAAGACGGCCCAGGCCCACAUCCGGCGCUCCUUGGAGGAGAUGCAGUGCACGAGGAACGUCGAUAAGGCGGCGGCGACGACGCAAGCGGCCGAACAUUCGGUGUGUUCGUCGUCGAUUUACACGAAUUCCGUGGACGAGACCUACGCCAACGACUAUCCGGACGAUACCGACGACAACAACGGCGACGACGGUUACGUUUAUUUGAUGUCGAUACCGGUGAGAGACCUGCCCUGCCCGCCCGAGUACCGGCCCACUCCCAUCACGGUGAAACAGGGCAGUCCGCCGGGCGUCGAGAUACUAAGCUCUACCGGCUAUAAUGAUAAAAAACCGUUGUUGGGGUUGAUAGUCGCUUUGUUGUUUGUAGUGUAAAAUUUAGUGAGAAUCAACAGAUCGGUCCAAAACAGAUUGAACUGGAUGAAAAUGCCGCCGAGCGUGCGUGUUAAAUUCGUAUCCGCUGGAAAAAUAUUACCUUCAAACGGCUCGAAAAAAAUUGCAAAUCUACUGCUAUAAAGUCGCUACGUGAUUUUUAAUCACGCCAAGCAAACUCAUCGCUCCCGGAAUAAUCUAAACCGGAGUCGCUUAUUCGCAGGAAACGUCAAAACGAUACAUUUCCCUUGCUUUAGGUGAUUGAUGAAAUUUUCAUAGCGGAUUUCCAUCGGAACAAAAAUGGAUCAAUUAAACGUUUGCAAAAACCCGCCAUCGAUCAAAAGGAGACGACGGUUCACAAUAAAUAUUUGCGUGUACGUUUCAAUUGCCAGGUAGCAACAUGAUUUGCUAUACAGGGUGUACCACAUUGAAAUGAGAUACUCUGUAUAACAAAUCAAAUUACUUGCGUUAAAUAAUCCGUCUCGCUAUCCGACCAUCUGAUAGUAAAUAGAGAACCAACCGAACACCUACAAUGGUUGUGAUAUAUCGUGUUUGAAAUUCGAGGAUUCAAUUAUUCUAGAAGCAAACGAUGCUCUUUAGUAUGAUCGCCUCAAAUGGGCUACGGUUUACGUGACGAGCAUGCUAUUUUUGAGCAAAUACAUAUUCCGUGGUAAGCGCAAGACGUAAACUAUAUCGUGAAUUUAUCACCGUCAAUUAUCGAUGAGAGAAACGGCAUUAAUUGAUUUUCGUCCAGUUGUAUCUUUUAUAAAUAAAGUCUGAUACGAAUUUGUACAUAAGGUGUAAUUAAAUUUAUUCGAGAAAAAUAAGAAACAGUGGUAAUUUGAAUGCACGAUUAAUAGUUGUUCAUUAAAGAAACGAUCCAUAUUGCACCCCGUCACUUUGAAUUCAACUUGUGGAAUUUCAUGUAUUUAUAUUAGAUGUGAUGUGAAAAUUUAUCCGGCGACAGAGACGACGCAAUGCGGAUGUGAUCCUUUACUUUAAAAGUGACAAGGAUGUGUUCUAUAUAGUUAGAUAAUUUCAUUUUAUCGAUUCCGGAAAAUAACUUGCGAGAAAAUAACAUUGAGUAUACCUACAACUAUAUUUCAUCAUCGAUUUAGUUGAAGUUUUAUUAAAAAAUGUUGGAUUUUCUUUUGGUAACUUUAAAAUCGUACUGAUAGAUUUAAACGUGUUAAAGUAAAGAUGAAUUAAUAUAUAUUUUGUAUGAUGCACAUAAAUGCAUAGAUUUAAUGCUCAUCUGAUGAAUAAUGAGGAAAAUUAAAAUGCGGUUUAGUUUCGGAUUCUAUUGAAAACAUAUCAAAAAUAUAUGGUGAAACAGUGACUGGAAUUUACUGAGCUUACUAUGUGUUUUUUGCAAUCGAAUGUAUUUUAUGCCGCUUUCAAUUUAAAUUCGUUUCACUUUAUUUGAUUAUUUUCAUUGUAUUCAUUUUGUUAGCUAAUUAAAUGGCAAAUAAAAUAAAAAUAAUUAAUUCGAAGUUGAAUGAAAUGUCAUAUUGAUAAUAUGUUUGUUUAAAAGGAAUUAUAUUGUCUGUAAUUCUGGUAUAUUUACACGUUUAUACGAUUGUAAUAAUUUCAGUCACCUUUGUUGAAAAUAAAUAAUUGUAAAUAAAUUCGAUUGGUAUCUAGUAUUAAGUACAAUUAAUAUAACAAUUUAAAAAUUAUACCUUUGUAUAAAAAAAGCUCAACUAAACUUAUACGAAAAUUAAAAAAAA